CUCUCUCUCUCUCUCUCUCUCUCUCUCUCUCUCUCUCUCUCUCUCUCUCUCUCUCUCUCUCUCUCUCUCUCUCUCUCUCUCUCUCUCUCUCUCUCUCUCUCUCUCUCACUCACUCACUCUCUCCCUCUCUCUCUUUUGCAGUAUGCAUAUUCGCCAGGGAACCCGCGAACCGCUCACGUCCCCCAAGUGUACUUUACCGGGCAGACGCCAUCCCCUAAAGAGUCGCGGAAAGUGAAAUUUGAUGUGGCAGGCGGACCGGAGGCGCGCGUGCUCGAGAGUCGGAACACGGCGGAAGUCCCGAGUGGCCGCAGCGCGGGGCAGUGCAGGAGGUGCAGAUUAUUCGGGGCUGCCGCUCUCCUCUCAACGUGGACAAUCAUGCAUGUGCUCUUGUGGGGGUUAGGCUUUCUGCUGUUCCCGGAUUUCUUGAAUGUAGUGGCAUCUACGGGGAGAUUGCUUUUGAAUUCGAGCAAAGAAAAAGAGGAGAUUAGCGUUUAUGAGAUUGUAACGCCGGUGCGAGUAAAUGAAGCCGGUGACAAGUUUCCCACAAGUGUGCACUUCAAGAGGAAAAGGCGAAGUUUGGACGAGAGCGCCAACAAUAUUACGGAUCAAUGGGCCUCGCCAAAUAUUCACUACAGGAUAUCUGCUUUCGGACAAAACUACCACCUCAACCUCACGAUCGAGUCGGGAUUUAUCGCGCCGCUCUACACUGUGACAAUACUUGGAGUACCUAGAGGAGGUAACAUAACGGAUUUCUCACCAAAUGGGGAGGUGGUGGAAGAGGAGGAGGAGGACACGGAAUUAAAACACUGCUUCUAUAAAGGACACGUGAAUGCGCAAACUGAACACGCCGCGGUCAUCAGUUUAUGUUCGGGACUGCUCGGCACUUUCAGGUCUCCAGAAGGAGAGUAUUUUGUGGAACCCCUUCACAGCUAUGAAGGAGAGGACUAUGAAGAAGAACACACCAAACCUCAUAUUGUGUACAAGAAGAGUGCACCCGAGAAACAAACAUCUGGGGAGGACUCAACUUGUGACACUUCAGGACACAAACACAGAUAUAAGAGGCACAAGCUGAGGAGAAGGUCGGCAGCAGGGAUGACCACCUUAUCCAGCCCAUCCCCUGUGGUUAGCAGCAGCCUGCUCAGUGACUUGGAGACGCUCAGUGCAGGGCUAGUCAGCGAUGCCUUGGCCAGAUCAGAGAGAAGCAGUGCUAGCGCUAGACCAUCAAAUGAUAGCAGCGGCGACUCAGGACCUCACAGGAGAUCAAAGCGCUUCCUCUCCUACCCGCGCUUUGUUGAAGUCAUGCUUGUGGCUGACAGUAAAAUGGUGGAGCAUCAUGGCAGCAAUCUCCAGCACUACAUCCUGACAUUAAUGUCAAUUGUAUCUUCUAUCUACAAGGAUCCCAGCAUUGGCAAUCUGAUUAACAUUGUGAUUGUGAAGUUAGUCAUUAUAAACAACGAGCAGGAUGGUCCUGUCAUUUCCUUUAAUGCGCAGACCACUUUGAAGAACUUCUGCAUUUGGCAACAGAGUCAAAAUAUUCUGGAUGACAGCCAUCCCUCUCAUCAUGACACAGCCAUCCUCAUUACCAGGCAGGACAUCUGCAGAGCAAGGGAUAAAUGUGACACCCUGGGGCUUGCAGAGUUGGGGACAGUGUGUGAUCCUUACAGGAGCUGCAGUAUCAGUGAAGACAAUGGGCUUAGCACUGCAUUUACCAUUGCCCAUGAACUUGGCCACGUGUUCAACAUGCCCCAUGAUGACAGCAACAAGUGUAAAGAGGAUGGAGUCAAGAUCCAGCAAUACGUGAUGGCCCCUACACUUAACUACAACACUAACCCUUGGAUGUGGUCCAAAUGUAGUAGGAAGUACAUCACCGAAUUCCUUGACACAGGGUAUGGCGAGUGCUUGCUCGACGAGCCUGUUUCUAGGCCGUACAGUCUCUCUCGGCAGCUGCCCGGACAGAUAUUCAAUGUCAAUAAACAGUGUGAAUUGAUAUUCGGGCCAGGGACACAGGUGUGUCCUUAUAUGACCCAGUGUCGCAGGCUGUGGUGUGCCAGCACAGAAGGGCCCCAGCGGGGCUGCAGGACCCAGCACAUGCCCUGGGCAGACGGCACCGAUUGCUCUGCAGGAAAGCACUGCAAGCACGGCCUGUGUAUAACCAAAGAGCAUGAUGCCACACCUGUGGAUGGAGCGUGGGGUGUGUGGAGUCCAUUUGGCACCUGCUCACGGACUUGUGGCGGGGGCAUCAAGAUCGCUGUGCGCGAGUGCAACCGACCCGUGCCCAGGAAUGGUGGGAUGUACUGUGUGGGUCGCAGGAUGAAAUUUCGUUCCUGUAACUCUGAGCCCUGCUCUAAGCAGAAGAAAGACUUCAGGGAGGAGCAGUGUGCUGCUUUUGAUGGCAGACACUUCAACAUCAAUGGUCUACCUCCUAAUGUGCGCUGGGUGCCCAAGUACAGCGGAAUACUGAUGAAGGAUCGGUGUAAGCUGUUCUGCCGGGUAGCUGGAAGCACUGCCUACUAUCAGCUCAGGGACCGUGUCACUGACGGCACACCAUGUGGACCUGAUACUAAUGACAUCUGUGUCCAGGGCCUGUGCAGGCAGGCAGGCUGUGACCACGUGUUGAACUCCAAAGCUAGGAGGGACAAAUGUGGUGUGUGCGGUGGUGACAACUCCUCCUGCAAAACGGUGGCGGGCACCUUCAAUAUCGUUCGCUACGGCUAUAACGAAGUGGUGCGAAUACCCAGUGGUGCUACAAACAUAGAUGUGCGUCAACACAGCUACUCAGGAAAACCGGAGGAUGACAACUACCUCGCUGUUUCAAAUAGCCGUGGAGAGUUCCUGCUAAAUGGAGAGUUUGUGGUCAGCAUGUUCAAAAGGGAAAUCAAAGUGGGAAACGCAGUCAUCGAAUACAGCGGGUCCGACCACGUCAUAGAGAGAAUCAACUGCACUGACCGCAUCGAGGAGGAAAUCAUUGUCCAGGUGCUAUCGGUGGGAAACCUCUACAAUCCAGAUGUCAGGUACUCCUUCAACAUCCCUAUAGAGGACAAACCCCAGCAGUUCUUUUGGGACGCCUACGGACCCUGGCAGGAGUGUAGCCGUGUGUGCCAAGGGGAGCGUAAGAGGAAGAUCCUCUGCAGCAGAGAGUCAGACAGAGCAGUCGUGUCAGACCAGAGGUGUCAUGGUACAGCCAGACCAGCCGUCAUCACCGAACCCUGCAACACUGAAUGUGAACUCAGGUGGCACAUUGCCCGAAAGAGUGAGUGCACGGCCCAGUGUGGUUUGGGAUACCGCACCCUGGAGAUCUACUGUGCCAAAAUUAGCCACAUAGAUGGCAAGACCCAAAAGGUUGAUGACCGCUAUUGUAACAACCAGCGCAAACCUGAUGACAAGGAGGGUUGCCAUGGAGACUGUAACCCAGGUGGCUGGGAGUACUCCGCCUGGUCGGAGUGUUCCAAGAGCUGCGGCGGGGGCACCCGGCGUCGAAGUGCAGUGUGUGGGAAAUCUGCCGAGGGCGGGACUGACGAGAGCAAAUGCAGUCAAAGGGACAAACUGACCGUCCAACCCUGCAAUGAAUUCCUCUGCCCACAAUGGAAGACGGGCGAAUGGUCUGAGUGCCUGGUGACUUGUGGGAAAGGCUACAAGCACCGCCAGACAUGGUGUCAGUUUGGAGAGGACCGUCUAGACGACCACUUCUGUGACUCGUCCAAGCCUGAGUCAGUGCAGACGUGCCACCAGCAGGAGUGUGCCUCCUGGCAGGUCGGACCCUGGGGACAGUGCACUACCUCAUGUGGGCCAGGCUACCAGAUGCGAGCAGUUAAGUGUGUAGUGGGCUCUUACGGAGCCGUCAUGGAUGACACUGAAUGUAACGCUGCCACGCGGCCCACCGAUACUCAGGACUGUGAACUAGCCCAAUGUCCCAGCAACCACCCUGUUCCACCAGGGACAAAAGUCCCCUCCAACCAGGGCCACAAAACCCAGUGGAGGUUCGGCUCCUGGACACAGUGCAGCUCCAGCUGUGGAAAAGGGACACGGAUGCGCUAUGUGAGUUGCCGUGACAAUCAGGGUGGGGUGGCAGAGGAGUCGGCGUGCGCCCACCUGCAAAAGCCACCUGCCAGGGAGGUGUGCUCUGUCGUGGCCUGUGGACAGUGGAAAGUUCUGGAAUGGUCCUCGUGCUCAGUAACCUGCGGCCAGGGAAAAACCACACGUCAGGUGCUGUGUGUCAACUUCAGUGACCAGGAAGUAAAUGCCAGUGAGUGUGAUCCAGAUGAUCGUCCCAACACAGAGCAGGAUUGUGCCAUGUCCCAAUGCCCUUCCCGCUCCAGCGACUCCAGACCUUACCCGUCCUUGCCCAAUGGCAACAGGAACCCUUCCCGCACACAAGCCCACCAGUGGAGGACUGGGCCCUGGGGCGCGUGCUCCAGCACAUGUGCUGGGGGCUUCCAGCGACGCGUGGUGGUGUGCCAGGACGAAAACGGCUACUCUGCCAACAACUGUGAAGAGCGCGCCAAGCCCGUUGAGCAGCGCUCUUGUGAGUCAGGACCCUGUCCACAGUGGAUCUACGGCAACUGGGGAGAGUGCACCAAGCCAUGCGGGGGAGGGAUAAAGACGAGGCUGGUGGUGUGCCAGCGUCCCAAUGGCGACCGCUUUAACGAUCUGAGCUGCGAGAUUCUCGACAAGCCGCCCGAUCGCGAGCAGUGCAAUACUCAUUCGUGCCCGUCUAGCCCUCACUGGAGCACAGACCCAUGGAGCUCGUGCUCGGCCUCCUGUGGCAAAGGGUUCAAGUACCGCAAAGUGAGCUGUGUGACCCGGUCGGGCCGUCCUGUCCUGGACGAGAACUGCCAGCACCUGUCCCCUAAGCCCAGCAAGCAGAGGCGCUGCCGAGGGGGCCGAUGUCCCAAGUGGAAGACUGGCAACUGGGGAGAGUGCUCAGCAUCAUGUGGCAGUGGCAUACAGCGACGUGAGGUUUUCUGUCAGAUUGGAGAUCAACGAAGUCCACAGGAAAAUGACUGCCGUCAGCCUUCCCGGCCGGCCUCCAGCCAAAUCUGCCGGCUCGCUGAUUGUCCCUCGCAGUACCGGUGGAGAGAGGGGGAGUGGCAGCCGUGCAGUAAAUCAUGUGGUACAGGCCACCAGCGACGAGUCAUACACUGUGUGGACCACAACAAGGAUGAAGUCCAUGAGAUGUACUGUUUAAACCUGAUCAGACCUCCUGAGUCAAAGAGCUGCAACACCCACACCUGUGAGUUUAUCUGGAUCACAGGCGAGUGGACUGAGUGCUCAGCCAGCUGUGGUCAGGGCUACCGCCGGCGCCUGGUUUCCUGCAGUGAGGUCCAUGCAGGGAAUGAAAACUAUGAGUACGGCCAUCAGUCUUUGUCAAACUGCCCUGGGACUCCCCCUGAAAGCUACAUGCUGUGUAAUCUGGACCCAUGCAUGUCUCCACAGGAGUGGAGGGUUGGAAUCUGGGCACCAUGCUCGGUGAGUUGUGGGGAUGGAGUGAUGGAGAGGACGGUGCAGUGUGUGCUAGCAGAUGGCCAGGAGAGCAGUAGGUGCCCUUCCAACACCAUGCCAGAAGCCAUGAAAGCUUGCAGCAAUCCCAACUGCCAUUUGCCGGCUAGCUGUGCAGACAUCCAGAGGAUGAACGGCCCACUCCCAGAUGGAGAACACUUUAUCAGUAUUCAAGGAAAGGCGCUCAAGGUAUACUGUGCAGGAAUGCAGACGGAAAGGCCACAGGAGUACAUCACCUUGAGGACCGGAGAAGGGGAGAACUUUUCAGAGAUCUUUGGCUUUAGAUUGAUUGACCCCACCCAGUGUCCACCCAAUGGCUCCAAAAGAGAAGACUGUGAGUGUCGCAGAGAUUACACUGCCGCUGGCUUCUCGGCCUUUUCCAAAGUGCGCUUAGACGUCAGUAAGAUGCACAUCAUCACCACUGAUUGGCAGUUUGCGUUCACCCGAGAGGGCCACAGAGUUCCCUUCGCCACAGCUGGAGACUGCUACAGCGCUGCCCGCUGUCCACAGGGGCGUUUUAAGAUCAAUCUAUCAGGAACAGGUUUGCAGGUGGCCAGUGACACCAGAUGGAUCACCCAGGGCAACUACGCAGUGGCUGACAUACACAAAUCACAGGAUGGCAGCAGCAUAACGGGAAUUUGUGGCGGCUACUGCGGCAAAUGUACUCCGUCCUCAGGCUCUGGCCUGCCUGUAACGCUGGCAUAGUCCAUCAAACAGUUCUCUUCAGGUGCUCAUCGUGUCAAGACGUCCCUCCUUUUCCAAUGGGGGCUGCAGCCAGCUACAGGCUCAAAGCUGUCCUUCAGACGACCUCUUUCCAUCAGUUGUGUACAUAGUGUAGAUAAAUACGGUGUAAGUACUGUACAUAACAUGGUUAAAAAAAAGAUUAAUUUAUUAUACUCCACAUUUAUUUUUGUAUUCCAAGAUAAUUUAAGGUUUGUUCUCAAGAGCAAAUACCGACCAAUAUUAUUUUUGCCAUUCAUCAGAUUACUGCCAAAAAUGUGCUUUUGAUUUUGGAUGUUUGCCAUUUGGAUUUAUUACUUUGCACUUAUUAAGAUACCAUAUGUUCUUUUUUGGACUGAUGCAGUAAGUUGUGUCUAAUUCAGUGAUGUCAUUGUCAUAUUCACCCAUUUUCUCAUGCAGUAAGGUGUCUCCAAUCACAUUGUCUGUUUUUAACCUUCAUCCAGCAGAGGUUUGCUGAGACAUGCAGCUAUAAAAUAGUUUCAGGAUAGUUUGUUUUUUUUUCAGGAUAGCUGGAUAUUUUCUCUUUUUUUUCUAAUCUUUCAUUUUUCAAGAGUCUUUGUCAAGGGUCCUUCUUGGAAAGUGUCAGAUAACUCUCAGAGUCACAAGCUACCCUCUCCAACCUGUGGGUAACAGUCACCUCAGAUUUGUCCUGCUAGCUCGUCUAGCUAUUUUCACUGUACUGUCAAUCUAGUCUUUUACGGCAGCAGCAUUGCCACAAUAACAACUUGAUCUAAGGAGGGGUAUUAAAUACGACGCACCCUUCCCUGCUCUUCUCUUGUCUGGUUUUCCCUUUUUCGACACAAUCCUGUAGUUAUGGUUUAUUCGUAACAGAUCAGAUUCAAACUUGGGUUUCCCCUAAUGGCAGAGUAAAGAUUGACCCGUCUACACGACAUGUUUUCUCAGCAUCCCUUCCAGCACUUUCCUUAACCGUCACACGCAGGCCAUUUGCUAGCCCCCUGUAGGCGAGAGUGAACCAUGGCCUGUUUUUGUUUUUUGUUUUUUUCCACGUUUUGUUUUCAGGAGAAAAUUCAUUUGUAUUUGUUGGCUGAAGAGUGAGUUGGACAAACUACCCUUAAGCAAUACAUAGAGGGCAGACAUUUGAGGGAUACUGUUAAGUUUGUUUUUUGUGUGAGAGUAAGUUAAAGAAAUGCUUUUUUUUUAUGAAGAAUGUCGGUCGAGUACGAGAGAGUUGAUGGAUGAUGGCAAGGAAAACAAAGUGAAACUGAAAGAGAUUUAGGGUUCGCUCAGAAGUUAUGGUGCUUUUUUAAAGAAUUUCCUUGUGUGUUAAAAAGUGUGCGUGCAUGUGUGUCAGGGGGUGUAGUAUUAUAAUUCGGGAGAUGGUCACUUAGGAAGAAAGUGAGACACACUCCUGCCACUGGUAUACAAACACACGCAUAGGUGCACACGCCUCCCUGUUAUAGAGGCACACAGCAGAGACAGACACAGAACUCACGUGUGCACGUGCAACACGAGUGUGCACGGUGAAAUCAUGCGUGUGUGCACUCAGUUACACAUACGUAUACACUGUUAGAGCAAGAGGAGGAACUUCCAGUCAUAUGCAGCUAGACUUCAGAGUCACCCCCCCCCCCCGUGCUUGUUCAUAUCUUUCAAGUAGAGAGCAUUGGGAGAGUCAUUAGCUUUCAGCGAGCUGACAGGUUAGCAUAGCUAGAGCCACAUGCAGGUAUUGUGUGUCCACCUCAGGCGAAGGACGAUACACAAGCUACUGCAGGAAUACGCUGCACUGGGCUAGCCCCGGACACCCCUACCGAACCGUUACAGCUACACAACCCAGCCAGCGGGUUGUCCGUCCAGAUGCCGCCCGUAAAGAGACGUACCUCCUGUAACCUCAUGUCUUAUCAUCCACCUCUUGUCUUCAAGAAUCUGUCCCCCGCCGUGGAGCGUGUCUGUGUCCACAUUCAGAACGUUUUGAGCUGUUUUUCUUUGUGACAAUAUCAGGGUACGUUUUGUGUGUACAUAUAUACUUAUAGUGCUUAUUUUGUAUUUUUAAUCUAAUGAUGUGCAUUAUAUGAGUUUUUUUGUGGUCUUUAUUAUCGGAUGCUUUGGCGUAAACAAGUUUAGAGAUUGAAGUGAAAAAAAUAACUGGUUUAAUGACGUUUCAAUACCUGCUCGAUGAUUUUAUAUAUAUAUAUAUAUAUAUAUAUAUAUAUAUAUAUAUAUAUAUAUAUAUAUAUAUAUAUAUAUAUAUAUAUAUAUAUAUUUUAGCUCCUGUGUGUUAUUUGUUAGUUUUCAAGAGAUAUGGUAUUUUCUCCGAAGUUGCACGUCAACAGACGAAAAGGCCAUAGUCGCCACUGUGAGCUCUUAAGAAGUGGUGCGCUCCUCUCAGUGCCUUAUGACCGUGUACCUCCUCGGGUGUCAUCACACAUGCACGACUCAACCAAAGGGAAUUCCACAAUGUAUGUGAAGAUGCCAGCCCAGUAUGUUUUAUUAUGUGAACAGAGUUUUUUUCUUCUUCAUAUAAACCUGACAGCUGAUAAAUGCUCAUUUCACUGUGAGCGUUGGAAUUUUGUUAAAUUCAAGGAUUUCUCAGGUGCCUCAAAUAAAGGGAUUAUAUUUAUUUAGCUUUCUUAUAUUAGCUGUCUUAUUUUGGAUAUGUACCACGUGUGUAUUUGUAAAACCAAUAUGUUGUCAUUAUUAAAUUCAAGAGCUUAAAAGCAUCACAAUAUGUUGUUUGUCUUGUGUGCAAAUGUGUAUUUUUUUAACGUUUUAUAGUUUGCACAGGUUUUCGUCACACACCGGCCAUCGAUAACAAUGAAAUAAUGUCGUAAAAAAACAAUCUCCCUCUCACCCUU
Molecule: messenger RNA, 9047 nt
Organism: Lampris incognitus (smalleye Pacific opah)
Lineage: Eukaryota; Metazoa; Chordata; Actinopteri; Lampriformes; Lampridae
Product: A disintegrin and metalloproteinase with thrombospondin motifs 9-like
Exons: 40
Coding region: 376-6201 (1941 amino acids)
Biological process (GO): proteolysis; extracellular matrix organization
Cellular component (GO): extracellular matrix
Molecular function (GO): metalloendopeptidase activity; zinc ion binding
Source: RefSeq, a predicted model, not a curated record